AUGUUCCCCAAAGACCACCCCCUCUUUCCCCCCUUCCAUUUCCACAAGUGGCGUGCAGUGGACGACCGCGUCCGAGGCGGCUCCUCCGUCUCGCACCUCGAUCCUGUCAAGAUCGACGUCCACGGGCACGUCAGCUCUGUCGCUCAGGACGAGAUCGAAGAGAUGGAGAAGAAGGGCCACGGGGGAAAGGACCACCUCGCUGGUAGAUUCUGGGGCAACUUGGAUAUCAAGACUCUCGGCGGCGCAGGUUUCGCCUCUCAAGCCUUCCGCUACGGCCCCGCUCCUCUCCACUUUCCCCGCCACAAGUACUCUGGUAUAUCCAUCACUGCCCUCACCGACCCUCUACAAUCGGUGGACGAGAAACACCCUCACCCCGAGAACUUUACGUUCGUUCUAAAGACGUCGCCUACGGCGCAUAUCCCCAAACACCCCAAGACGCCCGCACCCCCUCGCGCAGCGCAGUUGACUUAUCAAGUCGAGUUCAACAUCUCCCACGGCGGCGCUUCUACCCGUACACCCGGGGAGAAGAAGUUUACAUUCCCGUGGGGCGAGUUCAAGGCCACAUACCGUGGUCGGGAGAUCAAGAAGGGCGACCCUCAGUGGGUACCGCUCGAUACGAGCAGUAUCUAUGAGGUCAGCUUGAUGUGUAGGAGUGAUUUCGGGCAGCAGGAAGGUGACUUUGGGGUGAUUGUGACCGAUAUCUCUGCGGUCGAGAAGGGCCAGGAGAAAGAGGAUGAAGAUGAGGGCUGUUGGAGUGGAGUUGUGGGUUGGUUCAAGUGGGCCAUAGGCGCGGAGCGGGGUAUCCGAUUGGAAGAAGACGAAAAUGAGUUGUGCGAGAAGGCAUAA
Messenger RNA from Cryptococcus amylolentus CBS 6039, 846 nucleotides. RefSeq lists its product as hypothetical. The record is from RefSeq and is a predicted model, not a curated record. Bases 1 to 846 code for a protein of 281 amino acids. The transcript has 2 exons. Gene Ontology annotation, biological process: NADH dehydrogenase complex assembly. NCBI's taxonomy places the organism in Eukaryota, Fungi, Basidiomycota, Tremellomycetes, Tremellales, Cryptococcaceae.